CAGGUUUCUCUGAUUUGGGAGACUCGCUGGCGAUGUUAACGAAGCCCGGAAAGAAGCUUGACUCUUCAGAGCCAAGUCACCAUGUCUCGUCCUUGGGGCCAAAAGAAUCAACUCAUCAGACAACGAGUUCGAAUUAUCCACCGUUAGAUAUUGUUCAUCAAACUCCACAACCACGUAAAGAGAUGCAACAAAAGCCAUUGUUCGAUCACAAGAAGAUGGAUAAUCUUAUAAAACCAGAGCCAUCUGGGUUCAGCAAUCAUCACCGUCCAAUCCCUAGUCCAAAAAUCCCAUCCUCACCUGGUUCCAGCAUGGCCGAGUCACAAUCAAACCUAAACACCAAACCAGGCAACAACAACAGUAACAACAAUAGCAAUAUGAGUUCAAGAAGCAACAGCAUUGAGAGCACUUCCUCUAAUCCCUCUAAGCCACACACAGGUGGUGACAUAAGGUGGGAUGCUGUGAAUAUGUUGACCUCCAAAGGAGUCCAGCUCGGUAUCAGCGAUUUCCGGCUUCUUAAACGGCUCGGUUAUGGAGACAUUGGGAGUGUUUACCUAGUCGAGCUCAGAGGAACCAACACCUAUUUUGCCAUGAAAGUGAUGGACAAAGCUUCCUUAGCUAGCAGGAACAAGCUGUUGCGAGCUCAAACAGAGCGAGAGAUCUUGUCUCAGCUUGAUCACCCCUUCCUGCCCACUCUAUACUCACAUUUUGAAACAGAUAAGUUCUAUUGCUUGGUCAUGGAGUUUUGUGGUGGUGGUAAUCUCUAUUCCUUGAGACAGAAGCAACCAAACAAAUGUUUCACAGAAGACGCUGCAAGAUUCUUUGCUUCUGAAGUGCUAUUGGCAUUGGAGUAUUUGCACAUGCUCGGAAUUGUUUACCGUGACUUGAAGCCAGAAAAUGUUUUAGUCAGAGACGAUGGACACAUUAUGCUCUCCGAUUUCGAUUUAUCCCUCCGAUGCUCCGUCAGUCCAACCCUCGUCAAAUCAUCCUCUGUUCACGCCGCCGCCGGCGGAAGCGGAAGCAAUCGGCCUGUAGGUCUCAUCGACGAGGACGCGGCGGUGCAAGGUUGUAUCCAACCGUCCACAUUCUUCCCGCGGAUUCUACAGUCGUCGAAGAAGAAUCGAAAAGCGAAAUCGGAUUUCGGACUCUUCGUUAACGGAUCCAUGCCGGAACUCAUGGCUGAGCCAACGAACGUUAAAUCAAUGUCAUUCGUCGGAACACACGAGUAUUUAGCACCGGAGAUUAUCCGUGGUGAAGGACACGGAAGCGCCGUAGAUUGGUGGACCUUCGGAAUUUUCAUCUACGAGCUUCUCUAUGGAGCGACGCCGUUUAAAGGACAAGGAAACCGUGCAACGCUUCACAACGUGAUCGGACAAGCUUUAAGAUUCCCUGAGUUUCCUCAUGUGAGCUCGGCGGCGAGAGAUCUAAUCAAAGGAUUAUUAGUUAAAGAACCACAAAAACGAAUCGCUUACAAACGUGGCGCGACGGAGAUCAAGCAGCAUCCGUUUUUCGAAGGUGUGAAUUGGGCGCUGAUUCGGAGUGCAACGCCACCACAUGUACCGGAACCGGUGGAUUUUUCGUGUUACGCAAGCAAGGAUAAAGAGUCUAUGGCGGCUGUUGACGGCGGCGGAAAGAAAAACAAUAUCGGUGCCGGAGGUGGUUGCAGCAGUGUCGGCGGUGGUGAUAACAAAUCUAACGGCGAUUGCCAUGAUCCUGAUUACAUUGACUUUGAAUAUUUUUAGCAACUGAUAUACGUUUUGUUCCUCUUUGCCUCCGGGAUCUGCUGCAAUCUGUUUGUUCUAACAUACGCCCUGGUUAACUGGUCUAUUCUUCUUUCUCUCUGUUGUUGUAUGUUAAAUCUAUUUAUAGUGAUUGAUCCUACUCUCAUAUGCUUAUUACGAUGUUUUUUUUUUGUGAAGUGUCCUCCUUCUUUUAGGGUUUUUGAGGAUGCAAAGAAGUCUAGUUCUGUCUCAGUUUAUUUUGAAAGAUGUCUUUGAUCUCGGUUCCCUGUUACCUCUUUGGCGGUGUCUUCUAUCUCCCUUUGUUUUAUUUUUAGGGUUUUGAAUUUCCCUAUUACCUGAUGUUUUUCGUUUUAAUUCGUAGAGGUCAAGGCAUUGUGGGAGGGAUGAAUGGUUUUAAGUAUAAUUUUGUGUUUCUGGUUACUUCUCAUCUAUACACUUUUUUCCCUAUAGAUUGUUUGAUCUAAUAUUGGCUAUUGUUGGGGUGAGGUUCCGUUCCUUUUUGCCUCCGGGAUCUGUUGCAAGAUGUUUGUUCUAACAUACUCCCUGGCUAACUGGUCUAUCCCUCUUUCUCUCUGUUGAUGUAUGUUAAAUCUUUAUAGUGUUUGAUCCUACUGUCAUAUGCUUGUGACGAUGUUUUUUUUAUAUGUUAAGUGUCCCCCUUCUUUUAGGUUUUUUGAGGAUGCAAAGAAGGCUAGUUCUGUCUGAGAUUAUUUUGAAAGAUGUCUUUGAUCUGUCGUGGUUUCUUGUUACCUCUUUGGCGGUGUCUUUUCUCCCUUUGUUUUAUUUUUAGGGUUUCUAAUUACCUGAUGUUUUUCUUUUCUAACUGUUGGAGAAAUUUUCGUUUUAGAUUGUAGAGGUCAAGGCAUUGUGGGAGGGAAAGAUGGUAUUUGUAUAAUUUUGUGUUUCUGGUUACUUCUCAUCUAUACACCUUUUUUCCUAUAGAUUGUUUUAUCUUAUAUUGGCUACUGUUGGUGAGGUUUUUGUUUCUCUUGCCCUUUAGAUAAUUCAGCAAUCUGUUUUAUUGUUUACAUGCCAAAGGCCCUGUCUUUUGUUAUAGAUAUUCGAGGUUCUAAAGAGAAAAGCUUCAGGUUUACUAAAUAGAUUCUGUCCCCUUUAUCUCUGUUGGUGUUAUCUCUCAUGCUACAUCUAUAUUAGUGAUGGCUUGUUUUUAUGUGAAGUGCUCCGCUCCCCUUGUUUAUAGGUGGUUACUACUUGGUCUCUUCCGUUGUUUAUCCCAUUUGGAUUUUUAGGCAACUGAGGGAUGGAUUUUUAUUUGCAAUUUUUUCUGAUACCUGUGAUGUUUUUUGUCUUAUUUCAUGGAGAUGUAAUCUGCUUUCGUUCCCCUUAUCUGUUUUUGCCUUUUUGGUUAUGCAGUCUGCAUCUUUUCUAUGGUUUUACGGUAAUCUCUUCUGCUUGAGAUGAAAUCAUUAUCUUCACAUAGGAGUUUGGAUGUUGCAAAGUGGAAGUUCUGUUUUGGCCUGCUUGCCAACAUUCCCCUGUAUCUGUACAUCAUGAGUUUAUGAGGUGGCUUAUUUCUGUUGUUAUCUAUAGUGUUGAUUGCCGAGGAAGGAAAAACAAGUUUCAACCUUCUGCGUGGUUGUCUCAACAGAGAUGAACUUGAAGGUUCCAUCUCUGGUGGAUUCAGGUGUUUUGAGCUACUCUUCUUUUGCGUUUUGAUUCUUAGUUUUCUUUGGCUAGGAAAUACUGCGUCUCUGUUGAAUAGUGAAUUACUUCUGACUGUUGUAGUUUACUGGGUUUCCAAGAAAAGAGGCAAUUUUUUUCUCAGAGUUUAUGCUGUUUAUUAUGGUUGCAUUGUAUUUUGCUACUCAGUGAGUAAAUAUAUGUGCUGUAGAUAUCAAGGAUCCAGUACAUUUACUUUUGUGUUGGUCUGUUUCUCCAACAAGACAAGGUAACGCUGAAGGUUCUGAGUUUUGCUCUUCGGUUUUGUUUUGUAAACGUUUUUGUUCUGGUCUCUCUUCUAUUUAAUAGUCUCUGGGGAUUAGUUGGCCGUGAUGGUGGAAGCUCUGUAGGUUUACUUCUCUACCAUACUUGGUCUACCGAUUUGAAGAUUUGUCUUUUGUACCUUUGAUGAUGAUUCUCAGUUUUGCAGCAAUGUUUCAGUUUUGCGCCUUCUAGUCAUUAACUGCCACAAUGAGAUCUUUAGUGUUUUUGUAGGCUAAUAGAAGGUGAAGAGCCUCUUGGUUUUGAUGAUAAUGCUCCCUACUUCUGACUUCUGAGGUUUCUUUCUUCCUGGGUUGUAGCUGGUUUUAAUGGUUCUGUAGACAUUUGAUAAUGAAGUCCUCACUACAUUUUGUCUGGGUCAUGUAAUAUGUUAUCAGUGGAUUUCAGGUGAGGCUUAAUCUCAUGGAUUAUUCUUGUGGAAUGCUCCCAGUUAAUCAGUGAAAAUUGAGAAAAUGACCUUACUUCUGGUGAAGAAGUUGAUUGCAAUAUAUUGUUGGAUUGUUA
Messenger RNA from Arabidopsis arenosa, 4205 nucleotides. NCBI's taxonomy places the organism in Eukaryota, Viridiplantae, Streptophyta, Magnoliopsida, Brassicales, Brassicaceae. The record is from the annotation of a GenBank genome assembly.